This is a messenger RNA of Juglans microcarpa x Juglans regia, 3915 nucleotides long. RefSeq names its product protein ALWAYS EARLY 2. Gene Ontology annotation, molecular function: DNA binding. NCBI's taxonomy places the organism in Eukaryota, Viridiplantae, Streptophyta, Magnoliopsida, Fagales, Juglandaceae. The coding region runs from base 263 to 3715 and encodes 1150 amino acids. Gene Ontology annotation, cellular component: transcription repressor complex; nucleoplasm. The record is from RefSeq and is a predicted model, not a curated record. Gene Ontology annotation, biological process: DNA-templated transcription; regulation of cell cycle; regulation of transcription by RNA polymerase II. The transcript has 19 exons.
CCCUUUCAAUCACCUCUCUCUCGCUCUAACCAGUCAGCCACUGCCCAAAAACCCAAUUGGCUCACUCUCCGCCUCCUCUUUCUUUCCUAUAUAUAAAUAUAUUCAAGUUUCGCGGCAACUUUGCUCUAUUAUUCUCUCUCUGUCUGUCUCAUCCACUUUCUGAUAUUCUCUCUCUCUCUCUCUCUCAAAUCUCUGUCUCAGUGCCUCUCUCUCUCUCUUUAUGGUUGAAUUUGACUUCGUGACCGAUAACUAAGGGUUUUUAAUGGCCCCGGCAAGAAAACCUAAAAGUGUGAAUAAGCGAUUUUCUACUAUAAAUGAUGUCACUCCAGAGAAAGAUGGUAGGAACUUGGGCAAAAGUUCUCUGCGGAAGAAGAAAUAUUCCGAUAAAUUAGGGCCUCAAUGGAGCAAGGAGGAGCUUGGGCAUUUUUAUGAAGCCUAUCGGAAGUAUGGGAAAGACUGGAAGAAGGUGGCUGCUGUAGUGCGUAACAGAUCCAUCGAUAUGGUAGAGGCUCUCUACACUACAAACCGGGCGUACUUAUCUUUGCCAGAGGGUACGGCUUCUGUGGUUGGUCUCGUAGCUAUGAUGACGGAUUACUAUAAUAUCCUGGAAGAGAGUGAUAGUGAACGGGAGAGCAAUGGCGCUUCACCAUCUUGGAAACCUCUGAAACACAAGCGACAGAAAGUUCAGCUUAAUGACUCAAAAGAUAUUUUCCAGUCUCGGUCAAUUGCAUCAAGUGAUGGAUAUUUAUCUCUGCUGAACAGGAGAAACUAUGAUGGUACCCAGCCUCGUGCAGUGAGGAAAAGGACACCUCGGUUUCCUGUUUCAUUUUCACAUAAGAAAGACAUUGCAGAAACUUAUGCUUCACCGAGUAAAAGAGGCCGGAAGUUAGAGGUUGAUACCAAUGAGGACAAAGUUGCACGUGUGGCAGCAUUGACAUUAGCUGAGGCUUCACAGAGAGGAGGCUCUCCCCAGAUUUCUCAAACAUCAUACAGAAGAACAGAGCAUAUAACAUCCUCACCAGCUCAGAGCUGGGAAAGAAUGCAUGCACAAUCUGACAUGACUCAUGCCAAGCUCCAUGAUGCUGCCAUUGAUGAAAACUGGGUGGUAAGUAGUAUAAGAAGCAGGGGAGCCGAAAAUGGAGAUAAUGCAAGAGAUACUAGCUCCUUGAUGGAUAUGGAAGGUGUAGGGACUGUUGAAGUUCAUAAACAGGGGAGGAAGUCUUACAGAAAGGAGAAAGUUGAAGACAUUGGAAAUAAUCAGUAUGAUGAUGGUUGUGAAGCCUGUAGUGGUACUGAAGAAGGAAUUAACUUUGGUUCCCUUCAAGGAAAAGUUGACAUAGAGGUUUCAAAUACAAAAUCUGAGCGAUUCUCUGUACAUGGUCAAAGGAAGAGAAGCAAGAAACUUUUCCUUGAAGAUGAAACUACUGGCUUCCAUGCCCUGCAGACAUUGGCUGAUUUGUCUCUAUCCACAAUGGAAUCUGAAUCAUCAGUUCAGUUGAAGGAAGAAAGAAUAAUUUUUGAUAUGGAUUAUAAGUCCAGUGCACCAGAAGCUACAUCUACAAGCCACCAUGAAGACAAAAAUAUACUCUCAAGGGCAAAAGAGAAGGCAGUAAAUGCAAUCUCUAGGGUUGAUGGCACAACCUCCAAGAUGUCAAAACUUGUGAGGGACUCAUCAGUUGAUGUUAUUGUUACUUCUGAAGCAAAAGAACAGCUUCAGCCUGUUGACAAAACGUUGAAACGAAAGCGCAAGCCCAUGAUAUCAAAGGUCUUAGCUGAAGAAGAGAAUAAAUCAGCGGUCAAAGCUAAACGCUCUGGUCAGAGUUUUACCUCCUCAAAACAAUGGAAAUUGUCAGAAGCUUCCUUGGAUAUUAUUGAUCAUCGAAGAGUGGAGGCUGAUUUAGCUGUAUCAGCUGAACAAAUUCCUGUGGCGAACCAUGUUAGUUUAUCAACUAAACGACAAAGGAGGCGUAAAAUGAGUCUACCGAGAUCAUCAACCGCUAAAGAGACGAAGUCUUAUGAAAUUUUUUUGAAAAAUAGACUUAAAUACUCCACCUCAUCACAUGACAAAGCCCUCCUAAAAGAAAAGCUUUCAUGUUACCUUUCAUCUCGUAUGGUCCGUAGAUGGUGCACUUUUGAAUGGUUUUAUAGCGCAAUUGAAUACCCUUGGUUUGCAAAAAGGGAGUUUGUGGAGUACUUAAAUCAUGUUGGACUGGGGCACAUCCCAAGGCUCACUCGUGUUGAAUGGGGCGUCAUAAGGAGUUCUCUUGGCAAACCUCGGAGGUUCUCUGAACAUUUUCUUCAUGAAGAAAGGGAGAAACUUAGGCAAUAUCGGGAAUCUGUGAGAAAACAUUAUAAUGAACUUCGUGCUGGUAUUAGGGAAGGACUUCCAACAGAUUUAGCCAGACCUCUAUCAGUUGGACAACGAGUAAUUGCACUUCAUCCCAAAACCAGAGAACUUUACGACGGAAGUGUGCUCACAGUUGAUCAUGACAAAUGCAGAGUUCAGUUUGACAGUCCUGAGAUAGGAGUUGAAUUUGUCAUGGAUAUUGAUUGCAUGCCUUUAAAUCCAUUGGAUAAUAUGCCAGAAGCUCUUAAGAGGCAAAAUUUUGCUACUGGAAAGUUCUCUCUUUUAUCAAAGGAGCCACAAAUUAAUGGACAUCUGAGUUUUGAAGGAUCUAUGAUGAUUGCUUCAAGUGGUCAUAUGGAGAGGGUUUCAAGCCCCGUGAAUUCUAUGCUAAAGCAGGGAAAGGUGGCUGCAAACCGUGCUGUUUCUCAAGCUAAGGCAGCAGCUAUUGACGUCAUUCAAGUUUCCAAUAGUCAACCUUGUAUGCUGGCCCAGAAUCAAGCUAGGGAAGCUGAUAUAAUAGCUCUUUCAGAAAUGAAUCGUGCUCUAGAUAGAAAGGAAGCAUUAUUGAUGGAGCUUAGAAGCACAAACAAUGAUGUAGUGGAGAAACAAAACAAUGGAGACUGCUCUCUAAAGGAUUCUGAACCAUUCAAGAAGCAUUAUGCCAUGGUACUUGUACAGCUGAAGGAAGCCAGUGGCCAGGUUUCUUCUGCUUUGCUUGAUCUAAGGCAGCGCAAUACUUAUCCAGGAAAUACCCUACCUCCUUGGAUGAAGCUUCCAACCAAUUCCAAUGUCCAUUGUGGUCUUACAAGUUCUGAUAACUCUUCUAUAUCUCAAGAAUCAGCAUCUAGCAUAGUUGAAAUUGUCAAAGGCUCAAGAUUGAAAGCACAUACAAUGGUAGAUGCGGCUAUUCAGGCAUUCACAUUGAGGAAGGAAGGGGAAGAUGCUUUUGUGAGGAUCGGACAAGCUUUAGAUUCUAUUGAUAAUCAACAAUUAACAUCCGACUCUAGGGUACCAGUGAUCAGGUGUCAACAGCAGGACAAUGGCAGUCUAGGUAACCACAGUCAGAUGGCUUUCUACACGUCAGAGUCCCUUGUUACUAGUGAUGCAUCUUUUAAAAGGCUGGGUAAUGAUUCUGAUGAAAUUGAGGCACAAAUCCCAUCGGAGCUUAUCACUUCCUGUGUUGCUGCACUGCUCAUGAUACAGACAUGUACUGAAAGACAGUAUCCUCCAGCUGAUGUGGCUCAGAUAUUGGAUUCUGCUCUCACAAGUUUGCACCCAUGUUGUCCUCAGAACCUUCCCAUUUAUAGAGAGAUUCAAAUGUGCGUGGGACGAAUCAAGACCCAAAUAUUGGCUCUUAUACCAACUUGAAUAUUGCUAUGCUGUCCCUAAUUUGAUCUCUGUUCAAUUGACCUUGUAAAUAUUAUGCUAGAAUUUUGAUUUCAUCCUCAGUUUUGCCUUUUUCUUUUUGGAGUUUCCUUUUGUGAUCAAGCUAAUUGGGAUUAGCACUUCCACUAGUGACAGUUAUUUUGUAAUUCAGCUUAAUCUAAUUUCUUUUUCUUUGUGCCAAA